This is a messenger RNA of Myxocyprinus asiaticus (Chinese sucker), 3273 nucleotides long. Its product is annotated as ectonucleoside triphosphate diphosphohydrolase 8-like. Gene Ontology annotation, molecular function: UDP phosphatase activity; GDP phosphatase activity. Bases 129 to 1640 code for a protein of 503 amino acids. Gene Ontology annotation, biological process: nucleoside diphosphate catabolic process. The transcript has 10 exons. NCBI's taxonomy places the organism in Eukaryota, Metazoa, Chordata, Actinopteri, Cypriniformes, Catostomidae. The record is from RefSeq and is a predicted model, not a curated record. Gene Ontology annotation, cellular component: plasma membrane.
GUUCCCAGAAGCAUUGACUGGAGGAAAUGUGUGGAUUUACCUACAUUGUGCAGUUUCACCUCUCUUCAUUAUCUGGCAUCUAGGAGCCAAAGUUUAAUCAUAAAAAGAGUUCUACAGAACAGGAAUUCAUGGGAGUUCAGAUGAAGCCUGUGUUGCUGGGCGCUGCGUUUGCUGCUGUUGCUUGUACAACAUUCAUCGCUCUGAUUCUCUCUCUUGCUAAUCAUCACACUUUGGAUCUGCCACACUCAACACAGUAUGGGAUUGUGUUUGAUGCCGGCUCCACUCACACGGCCCUCUUCCUGUACCAGUGGCUCGGGAGCAAAGAGAAUAGCACUGGAAUAGUCUCCCAGAGUCUGAGCUGUGAUGUAGAUGGUGAUGGCAUAUCCAGCUAUGUCCAAAACCCUCCAGGUGCAGGAGAAAGUCUUAAGAAAUGCUUGGCUGUUGCCAAGGCAGCAAUACCAUCAGGACAGCAAAGGGCCACACCUGUGUAUCUAGGUGCCACUGCAGGCAUGCGACUUCUUAGCUUAGAGAACAAGAGUCAAGCAGACAUUAUCCUUGCAGAGGUCACCAAAACAAUCCAAAGUUAUCCUUUUGAUUUCCGAGGGGCCAGAAUACUCACUGGCAUGGAGGAGGGGGCCUAUGGCUGGAUCACCAUAAACUACCUCUUCGAGAGCUUUAUCAAGCACACUUUUGAGGGAAAGUGGGUCCACCCUAAAGCAGGACGGAUCCUUGGAGCUCUAGAUCUGGGUGGCGCAUCAACACAGAUUUCAUUCACCCUCAGAGACCCCGUGAGAGUUCCAGAAUCAUCUUUUAAUCCCAAGCUCUAUGGCUACAAAUAUGAGGUGUACACUCACAGCUACCAGUGCUAUGGCAAAGACCAAGCAUUGAAGAAGCUUCAGGCUUGGCUUCACAAGACUGCUGGAGCAUCAUCUGUUGUCAAUCACCCAUGCUAUCAUCAAGGAUAUAACUUAACUCUUACUUGGGCUGAACUUUACAACUCUCCUUGUGUGGUCACACCAAACAAUUUUAACGCUACAGCUAAGAUCACCUUCUCAGGGACCAGUAAUUCUUCCCUCUGUCUUUCUCUAAUGGAGAACAUUGUUAACCUAACUGACUGCACCUUUUCUCCAGACUGUGGCAUUGAUGGGGUCUAUCAGCCUCCUGUAAAUGGGGAAUUCUUUGCUUUCUCUGCAUACUUCUACACCUUUGACUUCCUUGGCCUUGCCCCAAAAGCUCCACUAAACCAGGUUCUUUCUACUAUUGACACUCACUGCAACAAAACCUGGAACACUCUUGUUGCCCAAAAUCCAAGCAUUAAAGCAAAAUAUCUGAGAGAUUACUGUGCUUCUGCUCAUUAUAUCAUGACUAUUCUCCUGAAAGGACUCAAGUUCAAUAACACCUGGGAUCAAAUCUCUUUUGAGAAACAGGUUGCAGACACAGCUGUUGGUUGGACAUUGGGCUACAUGUUGAACCUGACAAAUCUGAUUCCUUCUGAACAUUCCAGAGCAAUAACAGGGGUGUCACACAAUCAAUGGGCUGCUCAGACUUUCUUUAUCGUCUCUGCCCUCUUCCUCAGUCUACUUAUAGUCAUUCUGUUUUUAGCACUGAAAAGUUGUAAAUUGUUGUAUAUAGUUAUGUAGGUGUAUAAACAGUUUGUGGUUUGGUUUUAUAAGUUUAUAUGUUGUUUUUAUUGUAUUCAUAUGUUCAUGGUAAAAGGCAUUUGUUUUAUAGACUGGGUAAAUGUUUCAAAUUAAACAUCAAUAUAAUAUAAUGUAAUGUUUUGCCAAAAAAAAAAAAAAAAAGUCUUCAUAUGUGUUUUGAGUGGUAUUUCUGAAAUUAGUUUUGUUUAUAUCAUAUACUGUAACCCCCCCCCCAAAUAAAAAAUUUUUUUUUAAUUAAAACAGGACAUGGUUAGACAAGUGGCUUUGGCUCCACAGUGUUUCUUUUUCAAUGUCAUUUCCUGCCCUCUUUUAUAGAUUCUUGUAUUGGAAUCUUUCAUACAAAAAAAUAAAAUAAAAAAAAAAUAAAAAAUACUCUAGUUGCUUUCUGAUAUUUUGAGCUACUCUAUUUUUUAUAGGAUAAUAAAGAAUAAAUACUAUAGUAUUUUUGAUUUAUUCUGACUGUCAUACAUCAAAUUCAUAUGUGUCAACUUAUAAAAAAAUCAAGACUAAAUGUACUUUAUAUAUUUGUUUACUCAGAUCACUCCACCAAUGGAGUUCUGUGGUACUGCUUCCAAACAAAUAGUUACAGACAGCUCAUAUUAAAACUUAUAAACUCAAAAUUUUGCACACAACUAUGUUAGUCAUAUGGCUUUGAUUUUCUUGCAUUUUUUUAGGGUGAAUCAUAUUUUUUAAAUAUAUUGUUAUAAAAAGGAAAUAAAAAUGUAGUGCAGUGUAUUUUUAAUGAAAUAAACUUAAACUGAUAUAACUUUUUUUUUUAAUUAAUUUUUACUAAUUUCACUUCCACAAUAAAUGUCCAAGUGUCUUAUUUAAAAAGACAUUUAGGCCUGUACUUCCAAGCAUUCAUGAGUUAUGACCAUUUAAAUUUGAGUAUUUCAUUUUUUGGCCUAUGCUCAAAAAGAGGUUUGACAUUUAACAGGUUAAACGUGGGUUAAGUAGUAAGUUAUUUAUUGUUUUGUUUUGAAGAUUGACUAGUUAUACCUUUAUGAUUUAGUCUGUAUUAGCUAAUAACCUAUGCAAUUGUUUUUCUUUUUUUUUCUUUUUUUUUUUUUUUUGUCAUAAACUCAGAAUUGGAAGGGUUUAAUUUACUUUAAUCUGCUUUUAUUUGUAUGGAUUAAUUUUCACUUCCACGCAGCACUUACAGUUGGGCUUAAAACACUUAGAGUCAUAAAAUAAAAAUAUAGUUACAUUAUAAUGUGUGAUAUUUUAAAGAGUAAAAACAAUUUUUGCUUUGUACAUAUGAGAAUGAAUGAGAAUGAGAAUGAGCUUUAUUGCCAAGUAUGCUAACACCUACAAGGAAUUUGUCUUGGUGACAGAAGCUUCCAGUGCACAAACAAUACAGCAACAAGACAGAGAUAAUAAUAAAAAAUAGAAUAAAAAUAAAAAGUGAAUAUAAAAUAUAAAAUGCAGAAAUUGCAUCCACCUUAGGCAAUGAUAUAGGCAUAUAAACAUAGUAUCUAUAAACAUAAACAUUGUAUAGGCAUAUAUGGGCUUUUGUUUGUGCUUUUUUUGUAUGUGAAGUGUUUGUGUAUGCAUGUAUGUAUGUGUGUGUAAGUAGGUAUGUACUUAGCUAUAAUUUGAAUAGGAAAUUUGU